CUGCCGGUGGAGGAACUUAAAAUUCAUUCAAAGAGGAAGGCGUGCUUGACAGCAGGUCACACUAGAUUCAGACAAACGCUGUGCGCAAUAACUGCGUAUUAAUGAGAAGCUGACUGACUUUGCUAAGUUUUCACAUCAUUUAUUUAACAAUAGUUCAGUCAUGUCCGGAGUGUUAGCAAGACUGCUUUUCUACCCGACGUUAGCCUACAAUGUUGCCAUGGAGAAGGUGACGUCGAGACGGUGGUUUGACCGGGUGGACGAGACCGUGAUCCUCGGAGCGCUGCCCUUCAGAUCCAUCACCAAACAGCUGGUAGAAAUGGAAAAUGUUCGAGGGGUUAUCACGAUGAAUGAGGAGUAUGAGACCAAAUAUUUCUGCAACACAGCUGAGGAGUGGCAGUCUGCAGGGGUGGAGCAGCUGAGGUUGAGCACUGUUGACCUCACUGGCGUCCCCAGCCUGGAGAACCUGUGCAGAGGCGUGGAGUUCGCCAUGCAGCACCGGGAGCAGGGAAACAGCGUGUAUGUGCACUGCAAGGCCGGACGCUCCCGCAGCGCCACACUGGCAGCUGCGUACCUCAUUCGGUUACACUGCUGGACUCCAGAGGAAGCGUGUCAGAAGCUGACGUCUGUUCGACCGCACAUCCUGGUGCGCUCCGCUCAGCUGGAGAUGCUGAGGACAUACUACCAAAAGGUGUGUGAACAGUCCAGCUGAGAGGGCAGGAUGGUGGGUCGGACCUCAUCAUGUUCCUACAGCUGCUGGAAGACUGGACUGCGAGCCUUGGACAAUCCUCCUUAUCAAAAUGUUUACCCCCUGAAGAAAUGUAUUGCCCUCAACGUUUCUCAUUCUCAUGACUGUUUACUGGGAAAUGGUAAUGUUUUUGUAGUUAAUUCACAAUACAUCAUUUGGGAAAAAAUAUAUUAUUGCAAGUAAUAUUAUCAUGGAUUUGUUUUAUAACCCUGAUAAUAUAAAACCUUCCCUUUAAUUCCCUGAAUACCUGGUUUCUUGAUUGUGGCUAAAACAUAUAGUAUUUUUCAUUUUUGGAAUAUUUGAAGCUCAAAAUUAUAUUAAAAGAAAUGUUAGCGUAAACAUUUUAUAAACUAUCUGUGCAUCCUCCUGUUCUUUCAAAUUCUUAAAGCAAGCCAACAUUGCAAUACUGUUAGUUUGUGACUGUAAUAAUAAAAACACUCGACUUGAUCGUGUUGUUUGUCCCUUUGCAUGUGGCUGCCAGUGGCAGCUGUUCAUGUGUUUACUGGAAAAUGCUUUCUUUCAAUUCAUCAUAUUUUCCUCUAGUGCCUCAUAACUUAAGAGAUACCGACAGUGAUGGUAAAUAAAAUAUUUGUGAGAUUAAAACAGUC
Molecule: messenger RNA, 1353 nt
Organism: Cottoperca gobio
Lineage: Eukaryota; Metazoa; Chordata; Actinopteri; Perciformes; Bovichtidae
Gene: ptpmt1
Product: protein tyrosine phosphatase mitochondrial 1
Exons: 4
Coding region: 161-709 (182 amino acids)
Biological process (GO): protein dephosphorylation
Molecular function (GO): phosphatidylglycerophosphatase activity; phosphatidylinositol-4,5-bisphosphate 5-phosphatase activity; phosphoprotein phosphatase activity
Source: RefSeq, a predicted model, not a curated record